This is a messenger RNA of Cotesia congregata, 1815 nucleotides long. NCBI's taxonomy places the organism in Eukaryota, Metazoa, Arthropoda, Insecta, Hymenoptera, Braconidae. The record is from the annotation of a GenBank genome assembly.
AUGCCAUCUUUGUCCUCGUCCUCGGCAACCGCAGCGGCUCUGACUGCAAGAUUUCUCAAGUCGACGAGUACUCCAUCCGCCCGUUCUCAGCCGGACAAAAAAGUCUCUGAUCUCCUGAAGAGGCCUUUGAGGGAGAGACUCAUCCAUAUUCUUGCUCUGAGGCCGUACAAGAAGCCUGAGCUUUAUGAACGUCUUAAUAAAGAGGGUCUCAAGGAUCGUGAAAAAAAGGAGAUGGUGAAUUUAUUGCGCAUUCUAUCGACAGUGCGUAAUAAUUCCUAUCAUUUGCACAGACAUGUCUGGAACGACGUACAAGAAGACUGGCCAUUUUACAGUGAGCAGGAUCGCGCUAUGUUGAAGAGACGUAAGCCACAAAAUUUAACUCCACCUGGCUCUAGUGAUGGUGGAUCGAGUGGAAGUGGACAAUCGCCAAAUUCAACCCACCCGGGUUCACCACCUGCAAUAACAGCUCCACCACCAAAUUUUAUGAACUGCAAGCGCCCUGGAUAUUACCAAGGUAGUGACGGAAUUCAGACGAAGAAACCGCGUAUAUCUCAUUACCGUAAGCCGGAGCCGCCGAUUAGAACGCCAUCUUCAGCGAACAGUAACAGCAGUUCCGGGAACAUUGUAAAUAAUAAUACCAGUGUCAGUGUCCACAGUGGUAAUAAUUUAUCGAGUAGCCACAAUAGUAAUAUUAAUAAUAAUAAUAAUAAUAAUAAUAAUAAUAAUAAUAACAAUCAUAAUAAUAAUAAUAACGAUGUAAAUAAUUGGAAUGAACAGCGACAGCAAUCGAGUGACCGUGAUAUUAAUUAUCAUCGAUCUGAAAGAACAUCUAACAGUGAUGUGUUACGUGGUAAUAAUAAUAAUAAUAGUUAUCAAUUAAAUGUUAAUAAUAAUAAUAAUAGUAAAUCAUCUUUCACACCAAAUCGUGACCGUGAUGAGUUAAUUAGUAAUAGCAAUAGUAAUCGCACUGCCUCGUCUUCAGCAGCCGCUUCUUCUUUAUCAUCUUCAUCGGCAAUGAUGCUCUCGUCGGCCUCGACGUUCAAUGCCGCUAAAUAUGACUCCAGAGGUCACUGUAAUAGCAGCCCUAGCGCAGGUGUCAAUAAUGGUUCCAACGAGUUCAGUGCGCGGGAACGGGAACGGGAACGGGAGAGAGAGAGGGAGAGGAGAGAAAGAGACAGAGAAGAGGUGCGCAGAGAGAGGGAGAGGGAGAGAGAGAAGCUGGAAAGGCUCGAGAGGGUGGAGAGGCAAGAGAGGGAAAGGACUAGGGAAAUUAAUAGUGAUAAUAAUUGGAACGGCAAUGCUUCCAGAAACUUGGGUGGAACUGUUCCUGAGUAUAGAACUGCUGGAACUGGCGCUGUAGGUUAUGAGACUAAUGGAAAUAAUAAUGAUAUUCCUGACUACCUCAUGCAAUAUAAACCAGUUACUAACGUAGAACAAAGAAGAAAAUACAAAGAUGAUUAUUCGCGUGAUCAACCAGAAUACACCGAACUGUGUGCGCACAAAUUGAAUAUAAAGAAGCAUUUUGAAAAAUUAAAAGAAUUGAGGGCCAUAGAAUCGGCCCGUGGGAACCGCGAAAAAGAAGAGGAAAUAAAUUCCCAGAUAAUAGCGGAUUACGAUAAAAUAAAGCACGAUAGAGUUGAAAUUGAAAAAGACCGUCGCUAUAAUUAUUUGUUAGGUAAAUUGAAAUAUAUAAGAGGAUUAAUAAGCGAUUUUGAUCUCGGGUAUUCAAAAGAGGAGAGGGAAAAUUCAGAUGCAAUUGGUAGCAACAACAAUAGCAGUAAAACUGGUGUGAGUACUACCGACUUACGAUACUGA